Messenger RNA from Hydractinia symbiolongicarpus, 3949 nucleotides. RefSeq lists its product as uncharacterized. The transcript is spliced from 3 exons. NCBI's taxonomy places the organism in Eukaryota, Metazoa, Cnidaria, Hydrozoa, Anthoathecata, Hydractiniidae. The record is from RefSeq and is a predicted model, not a curated record. The coding region runs from base 8 to 313 and encodes 101 amino acids.
UACUAUCAUGGUUGCUGCAGACAUGUUGACGCGGGUGCUUACUGAUUUAAAGUGUGAUAAUGUUGAAUCUGUUCGUAAAAUGCAAAAAGAACUUUCAGAAAAUGUUUAUUCUCGGACAUUUUUGUUAUCUGGGGAUAUUUAUCCCUUGGUUGUUAAAAGUUUUCAUCGGAAUUCAGCUGCAGAUAUAUACAUUCCAUCUGAGGCGAGGUGUGAAGAUAAAGGAAUUAUUGAUUUAAGAUCCAAUCCAUCAGGAGACUGUCUAUACAGCUCAGCAUCCUUGGUAUUGAAUUUCAGAUUUAAUUAUGCUGCAUAAAUUAUGAUGUCAUAUUCAAGUAAUAGCAAAUUUUGAUAUUUCCUGUCAUCAGUAAUUUUAAACCUGUUAAGGUAUGCAUAUUCAAACUUUAUCAGUGCAUAGAUAUUAUAAAGGUGAUUUGCUUAACAUAAAUUUUAUGCCAAAAAGACACUUGUUUGCUCUUCCCAGGCCUCCUAAUUUUUUGCUGGCUACCCAUAACUUAAGACCUGCAUGUCGGUUUACAAUCAUAUUUUUGUGAGUAAACAUGUAGGGCCUAUACAAGCUAAUAAUGCAAAAAUGUUAUUAUAUAUUGUGAACUUACAGCGCUGCAGCUGUACUUGACACGGAUCUCAAAACUAGUAGCUGUUCUGCAACAAUAUGUAAACAAAUUAACAAAAUGUGUUGUUGCUUAAAAUCUGAAUGAAGCUAUAAGUUUUAUAAGUCUAUGAUAACAAUUACAUAAACAUCAUGGUCUCCUGUUUUUUUCUCCGUUUGCCAGUUGUUUCCUUGUUCCCCCAUCAUUUCUGCUUGACUCCCCAGUUUUAUCAUUUCCUCCCCUCAAUUCCAGUCUGUUUAACUUAAUUUCCAAGUUAUUUGACCCUAUUUCAUAAUAGUUUCCCUGUUUCCCAUGUGUUUCGUUGUAACACUCUUACGAACUUUAUGCAGAAUAUUAUUUUUUUUUAUAAAAAAAUUAAUCUUUUGUAGAGAACUUUUAUUUUACGGCGAGAAGGCAUCUGUUCUGGCUAUAAGAGUCGGUAAUAGUUGAAUCAGGCCUAAAGGUAAUGCAUAAUAGGGUCACAUGCUACUAAAAAACGACUGGAGCUAGUUUGAAAAUUUUUAAGGAAGAAGGAGGUUGAAGCAGCAGUCAUGAGAGAAAGAAAAUAAAUAUUUAAAACGCUAUAUCUGGAGUCACAUAAAAUUUUAAUAAAAAGUGAAUACCUUAAGGGGAUAAAAUUAUAUGUGGAUUUAAUUUCGCAGUCAACCAAAAUUUUUAAGCUCCUCCUGGAAAAUUUGGUGUGUAUUUCUAUUUGUAGACAAGUGAAGAAAGGUAUAAUUUUAAAAAAAAAUCAAAUCUAAAAAUAAUUUGCUCUACUUUAUCUUCUAAAAACAACUAUUUAUUUAUUAUUUAAAAUAAAAUUAAAAAAAUUUCUGUCUUUUACCUUGUUUUCAACUUUAUUGGUUUCUUCCUCAUCCUCAUCUUCACUGCCUUCAUUAUCUUUGACCUGGUAUUCAAAUUCACUGUCAGAAUCAAUGUUUCUUUCAUUAACUAUGUGGGAAAGAAUUGACUGUGCGGGUCUAUGUGAAAAGGAAUUGAUUGUAAGCAUGACUUUGACACUGGUUUCAAGAGGAUUAAUAUCAGUGAAUGAAUCUAACAUAGGCAGAUUUCUAGUCCCUUCUUUUACAGCGCUUAAAAUUCCAGAUGCUCUCCAACCACUGGUGACAACCUCCUGUUGGCUUAUUGUAUAAAUCAAUCAGCCACUUCGCAAGCAACAGUUUUAUGAAACAAUUGAAACAAUUUUAAUCCUCUGUCCAAGCCUUAUUUAAUUUCUGAGCAUACCAUAUAUGCAAAUUUUUCUUUCAUGUAAAUCUUGGCCCACGAAUUACAGUUAAAUCAAGUGGUUGGAAAAAAUGUGUCAUAUUUUUGGGUACGCACAACACCAAUAUGUUUUCUUUUUCAAGCAGAUCCAUUACUUCUGAUGUCAUUUGGCAACGAAACAUGUCAACAAGUUGCUUAACUGCUAUUCCGAAAAGAACAACAGCUUUGAUCCAUUUGUUAUUAAAGUGUGUGAUCCAGAAACAAACAAAAUCGUUGGCCACCCUUCACGUGAAAUUUCACAAAUAAGAUAAUAAUAACAGAAAUUAAUUAAAAAUUGUUUGAUAAUAGAAAUUGAUUCAAAAUUGUUUUUUAGUCUCUGCCGUACUUAUCAUGUAAACAUAGAAAGAAUAUAAUAAAAAUGGUUUAAAAUUUCGUCUGUUUUACUCUACCCCUUAGAAACACUAAAGAAAAUAAGUUUUUUAAAAUUCAAUAACACAUGGAUUUUGGGGUUGCCUGAAUUUUUAUUGAUUUCGCGUGUAUUUAAUAUUAUUUUGCAAAAACUGCGAAAAUUGUGAAAUUUAAUCUGCACAAAAUUUUAUCCACUUUUCUCAUGCAAAUGGAGCUAAAUGAACAUUUAGCUCAUGUUAAUUGUGGUGACUGCAGUAAUGUCUCGGUUGCCUUGUACUUACCAAUGUUCUUAGGAUCACAUAUAAGGAAACUUUACUUGAAACAAUAUUGGUCAAUACAGGAUGGGAGACUUGCCUCGCCUACCAGCUUUAAGAUGCCUCGCUUAUUAGGACAGGCCUAUAAAUACCUGUAUAUUACCCAUUUCAAGUUUGGCUCUGCAAACAACCAGUUAGAGCUAAAGAUUCCCACCCGCCCUCCCUAUACUAUUCAUAAUGCUGUGUAGGGUUUGCCAAACUAACAACAAUUUUGUUUUGUUUUAUGUGAUGUCACUCGGUCAACCAAUGCGGAGUAUCAUUGCCUCAUCACCACAUAGCGUUCGUCACCGCAACCAUUGUUAAAGACACAGUUAUCCGAGUUCAGUAUAUGACUGGUUUAAAAUGGCUUAUCGCUCACGCAUCAACAAAGAUGGAGACACUUGCUCUAGCUGCACGGUUUCCUUGAACAACUAUUUGGCUAGCAGUGUUGUCAAGGUUUUAGUCCAGCAGUGGGAGCAAGAGUCCUGGCUAAUUACACAUUGCGCGUUUUAACUGAUGGGGAUGUCGGGCUUCCUAAGUCAGCCAGAAGUUUGGACAGAUACACGUGUGUGGCCUGUUGAUUAUAUCAUUACUUGAUAUUAUUACUGUAUGCUAUUAUUAAUUUAUAAUAUUAUUAUUAUUUAUAUUGAAGAAUAGAAGAGAAUAAUGAGAUGUGAGGAAGUAAUGCCGUGGGAGACAUUCACAAUUGCAGUGCAGCCAAGAUGUGCAUGUCAUUGUGUGUGUGUCAUACCAUUAAAGUGCAUUAUGACGAAGAGAAUAAUGAGAUAUGCCGUGGUAGACAUUCAAGCUUGUCGUACCAUUGAAGUGCAUAUGUAAUGCCGUGGGAGACAUUCAAGCUUGUCGUUCCAUUGAAGUGCAUUAUGAUGAAAUGAUGAUGAAAUGCCGUGGUAGACAUUCAAGCUUGUCGUACCAUUGAAGUGCAUUGUGACAGGAGAAUAAUGAGAUAUGCCGUGGGAGACAUUCAAGCUUGUCGUACCAUUGAAGUGCAUAUGAUGAAAUUAAUGCCGUGGGGGACAUUCAAGCUUGUCCUACCAUUGAAGUGCAUUAUGAUGAAAUGCCGUGGGAGACACUCACAAUGGAGUGCAGCCUAGAUUGCAUGUCAUUGGGAGUGGGUCAUACCAUUGAAGUGCAUUAUGAUGAAGAGAAGAACGAGAUAUGUCAUGGGAGACACUCACAACGGAGUGCAGCCAAGAUGUACGUGUCAUUGUGAGUGUCUCAUACCAUUUAAGUGCAUAUGCUGGGGUUAGUGCUGUUUUUGUAUCUGCACAUGUAUCUGUCCUGCCUGUUAUUGUUUAAUCUUAUUGCCUGGCAUCCCAAUCCAUGCCCCAAAUAUACAAUUGCGUUACAAUGCGAAGGAUGUUGUAUAAAUUUAUUUCAUAAUACAAUGUUCUCUACUAU